Messenger RNA from Culex pipiens pallens (northern house mosquito), 1809 nucleotides. Its product is annotated as zinc finger protein Xfin-like. The transcript has 11 exons. Gene Ontology annotation, molecular function: DNA-binding transcription factor activity, RNA polymerase II-specific; RNA polymerase II cis-regulatory region sequence-specific DNA binding. The record is from RefSeq and is a predicted model, not a curated record. Bases 133 to 1677 code for a protein of 514 amino acids. Lineage: Eukaryota; Metazoa; Arthropoda; Insecta; Diptera; Culicidae. Gene Ontology annotation, biological process: regulation of DNA-templated transcription.
GUAAACAAAACCAAAGAUAACAAACUCGCGAUGUUUUGUUGUAAACAGUGCUCAUAACUGUAAAUUUAUUAAGAGUUAAAUUAAAUUCCGAAGUCGAAUAAUUUGUAUAAAACUAAUCUAAAUUAUUACAAGAUGGCAACGGAACAACCUUCCGAAAAGUUGCUUCACGAUUCCCUGGUCGUGAAAGAGGAACCUCCGGAGGACGAUCCGGAAACCCCGUCUUUCUGCUACGAAACGGUGACCAAGGAGGAAGUCACCCUGGAGGAUCCGGCAGAACAUGCAACGGAAACCACCUCAAACGAGCUCCCGUUCAAAUGUUCCGAGUGCAAUAAGUCGUUUGAUCAUGUUACUAAACUUAACAGAUGCGUAAGGAGGCACAACGUAAUUAAAGCUGGACUCUUCAAGUGUAGUGUCUGUGAGAAGUCUUUUGUAAAUAACAUAGAGCAAUCCAGACAUGAGCGCGUACACCAGAGAGAACCAGAACCCAAACCACUCCAGAAAAAAACCAAAGCAGGACGGGUCGCCUCUCUAGCCGAUUGCAAAAUCUGUGGUAAACGCCUGAACAAGACUUCCCUCAAAAGACAUGAACUUAUAUUUCACGAGACGAAAACGGAAAGUGAGAAGCAACCCUCCGAAGAUGCCGUCGAAUCGUCGCCACAAUCAGAAGAAAAGGAUGUUCGACCAUCGUUGGGAGAAGGUCAGCCCACGGAGGGUCAGCAGAAGAAAUUAACGGUCAAAGCUUUGCAAAAACAAAGGGCCGAAAAAAGGAAAAAGUUCUUUCUGUCGAAGAUCCCUGCUGCUUCGGUAAAGAACCAAUCUGUUGGGAAUGAUGAAAAAGUUGAUCGUGCUCAAUAUUUACAGUCGUUUUUAGGCAAAAGAGGAACCAGGCUUCCUUAUGAUCUUUCCAAGCAAGACAAAGACCAAGACGGUUUCUUCAACUGCUCCAAGUGUGAAUAUAAGACUGAACAACUUAAUCUGCUUAGAAUUCAUUUGCGUGGUCAUAAGUCGUUGGAACUUGGCUUGUUCACGUGCGAUGUGUGCCAAAUGUGCUUUAAAACCAAUUUGAUACUAGUCCGUCAUAAAAAGAGUCAUGAUAAGGGAAAUACUUUUGAAUGCCAUACAUGCCACGAGAAAUUUAUAAACAAAUCGGAACUUUUCCUCCAUCGGAACGUUCACUCGAAAGUCAAAGUAACAAGGCAAUUCUUAGAACAAGUUACCGUGGAUGAGAAUGGAAUUUACACCUGUUCAAUAUGUGGCAAAACACAAAAAAACCGGAGACAUGCCACGAGCCACUUUCGCUUGCACACCUACGACAAGUAUAAGUGUGAAAUAUGUCAGCUGCGCUGCGGUGGUCUCAAGUAUUAUACACGACACAUGGAAACUCACGCAAAUCCGAGUUUCACAUGUUACACGUGCAACGAGAAAUUUGAAAACAGAAAAGGACUCAUCAGACACAAACAGACACACUUCGCUCGUGUACGGGUAUUUCUUGGCAUCGAUGAUCUCUAUCACUGCACCCGUUGUGAGGAAACAUUUCCUAGCAAACAAAUUGCCUUAAACCACUUUAAAACGCAUCCGUCUCCAAUUUUGCAAAAGGAAAGCAACUCUGAUGUGAAGCUGCAGUUGCAAACGCACAACGAAGCUGCGAAAGCUCAGGAUAACCUCAGCACAACGUAACCGAAAGGAUCAAUUUCAUGGUUUUUCAAAUAAUAAAAUUGAUUAAUAAUUAAUAAUAGCCAGCCAAAACAGUGUAUUAUGCCGGCACCGCAAUUAUCGAAAAAUAAACGGAAAACAACAUGUUAUGCUAUU